Molecule: messenger RNA, 5380 nt
Organism: Pectinophora gossypiella (pink bollworm)
Lineage: Eukaryota; Metazoa; Arthropoda; Insecta; Lepidoptera; Gelechiidae
Gene: Gmd
Product: GDP-mannose 4,6 dehydratase
Exons: 9
Coding region: 196-1290 (364 amino acids)
Biological process (GO): GDP-mannose metabolic process
Molecular function (GO): GDP-mannose 4,6-dehydratase activity
Source: RefSeq, a predicted model, not a curated record
ACUUUCCAAAAAAAGCAAGCUGAUUUUGACAUUGACAUUUCGAAAUUGUCAAAUAAAAAUUACAAUUUUCCGGGCCGCCGCUGUUGUUGUGUUGUUUGUUUGAUUGUUUGUUCCUUGUUAUUCUGCCGGCGUGACUGCGGACGUGUAGUCGGCGGAUUUGCUCAAUUUGCUGUUCGAAGUUUAAAUAUUUACAAGAUGUCGGGCGACUCUGGCGAAGCGUCGUGCGCCAACGGCGGGCAGAAGGUGGCCCUUAUCACUGGAAUCACAGGACAGGAUGGAUCAUAUCUAGCAGAGUUUCUGAUAGAGAAGGGUUAUGAGGUGCAUGGUAUAUUGCGGCGUUCAUCCUCAUUCAACACCGGGCGCAUCCAGCAUCUGUACGGCUCACCCGCUGCCCACACUGGUGGCCGCAUGCACCUGCACUAUGGGGACCUCACUGACACCACUUGCCUCAUAUCCAUCAUCACCAAGACGCGGCCGCGCGAGAUCUACAACCUGGGUGCGCAGUCGCACGUGAAGGUGUCGUUCGAGCUGAGCGAGUACACGGCGCAGGUGGACGCGCUGGGCACGCUGCGGCUGCUGGAGGCCGUGCGCGUGGCCGGGCUCGAGAGGCACACGCGCAUCUACCAGGCCUCCACCUCCGAGCUCUACGGGAAGGUGCAGGAAGUACCCCAGAACGAGAACACACCCUUCUACCCGCGCUCACCCUACGCGUGCGCGAAGCUGUACGGGUACUGGAUAGUGGUGAACUACAGGGAGGCGUACAAGAUGUUCGCGUGCAACGGGCUGCUGUUCAACCACGAGUCGCCGCGCCGCGGGGAGAACUUCGUCACGCGCAAGAUCACGCGCGGCGUCGCCAAGAUCACGCUGGGGCUGCUGCCCUGCCUCGAGCUGGGCAACCUCGACAGCAAGCGCGACUGGGGGCACGCCAAGGACUACGUCGAGGCGAUGUGGCUGAUGCUGCAGCAGGACGAGCCGGAGGACUUCGUGGUGGCGACGGGCGAGACGCACAGCGUGCGCGAGUUCGUGGAGAUGGCGUUCGCGUGCGUGGGCCGCAGCCUGGCGUGGCGCGGCGCCGGCGCCACCGAGCGCGGACACGACGCCGCCAGCGGGGCGCUGCUCGUCAAGGUCAACCCCAAGUACUUCCGCCCCACUGAAGUGGACCUGCUGCUGGGCGACCCGUCCAAGGCGAAGCGGAAGCUGGGCUGGGCGCCGCGCGUGCCCUUCGCGCAGCUGGUGCAGGACAUGGUCACGGCCGACCUUGAACUCAUGCGCCGCGACCCCGAGGCGUAGGUCACUGUAGACAAGUGGAAGGUUGUACGUCGAAGCUGGACUUUGAGAACGUACUGUCGUUCUGUGCCGUCGCGUAUUAAAUGCUCAUAAAUCAAAUUCCACACAAAAAGUAAAUUUUGUCUAUAAUUAUAUCGUCGUCUUAGAGAGAAAACCACAUAAGCGUCUCUUUAAAGAUCACAUGAUGUGGAUUUGUUGUCGCAGUUUCCGGAAUUUAAUUAAUUGAAUGAAAUCAAAGUCCUGUUUAAGAAAAUCGCAUCAGGGAGGUUGAAAAAGCCACAUCGAAGCAAUUCACCCAAAAAGCAAUAUUGCAAUUUGACAUUUGCGCAUACAAAAGCAAGUGCGCAAUGCAAAGAAAUGUCAAAUUGGAAUAUUGCUUUUUUAGAUGAAUUGCUUCGAUGUGCCCUUUUUAACCCCCAGAAGGUGAUUUAAAAAGGCGUUUACAUGGUGUCUGCUAUAAGGCGACGAUGUGUAAUUCAUCUAAAAAGCAAUAUUGCUAUUUGAUAUUGCGCAAGUAUAGGCAAAUGUCUAAUGACAACAUUGCUUUUGAGGUGAACACACAACUACGAGAAAAUGCGUCGGCAGUGCGAAUGGUGCUCGAUCUGCAACUGGCGUUACAUGUGUCGUGGACAGUUGUGGUCAUCACAUGAUAGAUAGAGUACUUUUUGUAUCGAAUUAGAUGACUUGGUACCUUUAUACGAAUAUCACUAGCAUUAUAAUGAUUGGAAUCUAUGUGAAAUGCCUACGUUUUAUAAAAUUUGAAUGUGUGAUAUUUACAAUGACUAACCACACUCGGCUUUAGAAUGCUGAAGGAUGAUUACGUACCUACAUAAAAUAAUGCCCGUGUUUUCUCAAGAGACGAGCAGGGUUACUAGUAUUCAGAAGGCGCCUUACAACCACUUAUACAGUUUUAAGAUGAAUGUAAUAUAACCAGUAUGGUGAAGGUGUCCAGCCCAUCGUCCAUUUAUUGGUCCAUCAUUAUGGAUAAUUCUGAAAACCAAAGUGUAUUGUUUAAUAGGAUAAUGGUACUGAUUCCGGCAGACACCUCCUAAUUUUAUUUUAAGUUGUACCUGUCUUUUCUUAUCCGCCGAAAAGGAAAGGAACGAAUGAUUGAUAGCUGUUAAUUUUAAAAUAAAUGAGUGAAUGAAACAAUAACCCGGACAAGUCAAAUAGUUGACUGGUAUGUCCCCGUUUUGCAUGUGCUUUUUUUUCAACUUGAUUUCCAUCAUAAUCUCUUUCCUUUUCGUCGGAUAAGACAACAGGUAUAACGUAAACAAAAUCAGAAUGUACCCGCGGGUAUCAGCACCAAUGUCUGGGUAUGUGUCGUAUAACAUGGUCAGCUAGGCAUUCAGUUCCUACAAUUUAUAUUACAUACUAACAAUGUGUGUGUUGUCUCUAGGAAUCAAGUAAUGCCUAAAAAUAUAUUAUCAUUUUUAUACGAAUGCACUUUCAAAGUACUUUAUUAAGUGCAUUCGUACAAAAAUGAUCUGUUUGUCAGGACGUUUAGGGCAGUUUUGUUGACAACAUAGUCCUGUAAAUAUCUAGCGUCGUUAAAGCAUUACAUAUGUCUAGACAUAACGCUAAAUAUUGACGCGCCAGUGUAUAUUAUAGUCAGUUUAAACGGCUGAACUAAUGUUCAUUGGCGAUUAUUCGAAUACUUUUAGCGUCUACUCGAAUAUCGAUAUAGAAACGUAUCGCAUUGACGGCUGUGUAAGUGUGCAACUGCACGCUACUAAAAGAAUAGUAUUACUUUUAGAUAAAAACCUCAUUAAUCGAGCGUGCCAGGAUUUACACAUUACUAAGGUAAUACGCAGCAAAUUACACAAGAAAUCACUAGAAAUACUUAAUAGUAUUUGAAUAUUACCUAUUUUGAUGUUAUACGUGCUAUAACUCGUACUGAUAUGUCAUGGGGUAUGUUUAGGUUUAAGAGCAUUUAAAUGGUGGUUACUAUACGUCCGGGUGAAAUAGUAAGGAUGUUGUCUAUCGCGGGGGUUCAGGUUACCGAUUUCAUAUCGGUACCGUAAUUUUAUACCGGUAUGAUGACGGUAGCGUAACCGCUUGUAUACCUUAACCUUUUCAAGAUGGAUUGUCCUGUACAAAAUUCGUUCGUGCCAUAGACAAACUGCCUAUUCGGGCAAUAUCACCUAAUAAACAGAAAGUAGCUCCGUCUCUUUCUUGCACUUAUUGUAAGUGAAGGACGGCGCUAGUUUAAGUUUGUGUCCGCCCGAAUUGGCACAUAUGUCGAUAUAUAAACACUUGCUGAUUUUACUGUCUGAGAUGCGGUUAUUACUACAGUUAGUAUAGCUAACAUAACAUAAAUGCAGUAUAGACUUUCGGGCACUGUAGUUGCUUAUGUUAGGUCACCGAGCGUACUAUUAAACAGAAAAUACCGCUCUUAACCCUUUCACGGGCAGAGACCAUGGGUCAUUGAUGGUUCGUAAUAGAUAGUAUGAUACCUUGGAAUCGGAACGUCAUUAGACGUUCUGUCCUUGAAGAUGUUAAGGGUUACCUUUGCAGUUAUGCCAUCGCAUUUGUGACCGGUUCGUCCUUAUACCAUUCGAUACUAUUUCGCCGCGCGACCCACCGGUAGAAGUAAGAUAGAUUACGUGUAUAUGUUUGUUACUGUAUGGUAUACAUUUUUGACGUAACAGUAAGUAAUUUGGAUUCGAUUUUAAAAACGUAAAAUGAAUUUGAUUUGAUAUUAUAUUAGAAGUUCCCAAAGGCGUAAGUUAUUCAUAUUUUAUUUUGUGGUUAAUUCAUAUAUGUGGCUAAUAUGCGCAACAUGAUAACAUUAUCGAUCGAUUCAAUAAAUCAUGUCGAAAUCGAUAAGUUUGUUUUUUCUCUAACAUGCGUGGCACGUGAUUUUGUUCGUAUUUGGACAGAACGACAUGACUUAUUUGGGUUCACAUAUUAGCACCAAUCGACAAAACGACGAUUAUAUCGUCAGAAUCGAUAAAAUGACCGUGACAAAAUUUUAUCAUGUUGCGCAUGUUAGCCCUACUGUAUACUUAUAUUAGAAUUGUAGCUAUAUAUAAUACAUUUUAACAUGUUAACGUGCAAUAUACAUUGAAAAUUAAAAUAAAGCAAUAGUAGAUAUACAUUGGUGCCGAUUCAGGCAACCACCAACUUAAUUUGACAGGACUAAAACUAUCUCUUCUUGCACGUAUUGUAGGUGAAGUGCUCUAAAAGUGCCGUCUAGUUUAUAUGCCCCCGAAUAGGCAUGGUAACAAUAAUCCUACAUUGAAACAGUGACUACAAAUAGCGGAUUUUGUAUAAAAAAUAGAAAUGUAAUAUUAAACUAUUCAGAAACAAGGCCAAUUUUUUUUGUAAUUUUGAGAUUAAGUCGGGGCCCAUAUCUGUCUAUUUUUGUCGUUGUUCUCCGCAUUAAACAUUAAGGUAGUUACUAGGUCAAAAACAAAUUUAAAAAAUGUUAUUAUUUAUUUUUGGGUAUAUCUUGCAGAAAACAGGUUAAGCAUUUUCUUUUGUUGUACGUUUUCGUACAAAUUCGAUACCAAUUUAUUGUUUUAAGUAAAAAAAUACUAAAUGGAAACUACAUAACAUUACAAAUACUUUUUGCACAAACAGGAAAUCCCAAUUUUACUACCUACCUACCUUCUAUCCGUUAAAUAAUUAGAUGUGUUAAAAAUACCAACUUAUCAAGGUCACAUAAUUGUUUUUUGUUUAAUUUAAGGUAAUAUUAAGUGUAAGUAUUAUUAUUUCGCAUUAGUCUCAUAAUCUUCAAGUUGGUUGCUGUAUUUUUUUUUGUUAAGUAAUUAAUGUAAAUGGAAGAUCUGUUUUAAUUUACGCGAAUUGAUUAUGUUGCUCCCACACGGAGGUUAUAGAAAUUUUAUAACAGUGCCUAAAGUGCCGGGGCCAAAGGUACUUUCCAUCUAUUCCACAAGAUAUAUCUGUUUAUAUAACCAUAUGGAAGCACUGUUAGGUAGAUAAUUAUAUUUAUUAUAAUUUAACAUUCCGCGACGCAAAGCUAUAUUUUCACAAUGUAUUUAAUACGUAUUUAUAAUAUACAAAAAUGUCUCCACUACUACGCCUUGCUUAUAAGCGAAUGUGACAAAAUAAAUAUUGUUAUACAAAA